Rotaria socialis is the source of this 2292-nucleotide messenger RNA. Lineage: Eukaryota; Metazoa; Rotifera; Eurotatoria; Philodinida; Philodinidae. The record is from the annotation of a GenBank genome assembly.
AUGGCGGCAAAAGCGACACGGAACGAGGGAAAGUUAUGUGGCUUGUGUAAUACAUUAAUUAAUGAAUACCAAUACCGUGCUCAUGUUGCAAAAUGUGGAGUGUCAAGUGAUGAUGACAAUGAAAAGAAAGCUGGAACAGUAUUAAAAGUUUGCGGUUUAUGUGAAAGACAAGUCAAAGAUUUGGCUGAUCACUAUCGAACAUGUACAGGUGUAAAGACUAAGACAAACGGGAAUCAUGAAUAUCAACAAAAAUCAAGAAAUGCGCCAAUUUAUGAACAACCAUCCGUCAGUGUUUCAAAUGCAUCAAAAACUAAAGAAUGUAUUAUAUGUUCGGAAAUGAUUGCCGAGAAUGUCUACGCAAAUCAUGUAGAUAGAUGUAUAUCAAACUCAUCGAUGAGAUCAAAACAAUUGACAAGAACCAAAGAAUGUGCUAUAUGCUCGAAAAUGAUCCCCGAAGAUGACUACGCUCAUCAUGUCGAUAAAUGUUCGGCACAAUCAUCAAUGAAACAAACGAAACAAAAGACUACUCAGGAAUGCAUUAUUUGCUUUAAAGAAAUCGCCGAAUCUGACUAUGCUGCUCAUGUUGAUGCAUGCAUCUCUAGAUCAUCUUCUAGUACAAAACCAAAAUCUAUAUCUAGAAAAAGUGAAGUUUCAUGUUUUACAUGUUCAUCGCCAGUAUCUUCAUCGAAAACUUCAAGCCAUACAGUUCCAUGUCGACCACAUCAUAUCUAUUGUUUAAAAUGUCUACAAAAUUCAAUGAAUGAAUAUAUUCGAUCCAACACGGCUCCUGUCUGUCAUUCAACUCUUUGUGAUUAUGAAUUGUCUCGCUACGAUGUGGUAUGCUUACCACUCGAAGCAGAUUCUAUUAAACGGUUGCUCAAUUGCGUCAAAACUACACGACGACCUCAAUGCCCUAUAUGCUCAUUCUACAUCGAUUUUAAUACUAUGGAUGCUUUUCAGAAACAUGUAGCUUCAUGCAAUUCAGAAAAUUUCAUUCCUUGCGAAUAUUGUCUUUGUCCAUACAAUGUUCACCGUUUGGAUGAUCACUCAAAGCAAUGUCGGAGUGCUCCUCGUUCUCAACAGCUACAAGCAUUAAUUGAUUUCAUCUUACCUCGAACUAAAUAUCUAGCAACAGCACAACAGAUUCGUGUUUUUAUUGCACAUAAAAAGAAGGCUCAUUCCGCAAUUGAACCACAUGCAAUAAUUGAUGCACUAGCUGAGUUAGAUGGUGCCUUUCCCUUUGACAUUCCAACUUUUGACUGUGGUAUUUGUAUGGAAACGUGUAUCUAUGAUGAUAUUUUUGUUUUCGGUUGCGAAGGAAAUCAUAAACUAUGCUAUGUAUGUUUUGAGAAUUCAUGUGCAUCAAAGAUGAAUAAUAAUGAAACUUUGACAUGUGGAAUGUGUAAUUAUCAGCUACAAGAAGGAGAAAUAAAACAAUUGCGAGUACCAGCUGAUCGAAAAAGACAAUAUCUAGAUUAUCAGAUUCAGAAAACGUUCAGUGCAUAUAUUGGUGGCUCUCAAGGUAUAAUACGAUGUCCAAAUGGGAACUGUAAAUGGGUAGCCGAGGCAAGCAAUCCUAAUGACCGUUUUCAAGUAAAAUGCCCUAUGUGUAGCUAUGAGUUUUGUUCACUUUGUAAUCGGCAAUACCAUUUUCGAACGACAUGUCAACAAAUUCCAGAAAUUACACAACGUUGGUUCUUUUGGUGUGAUACAGAACGUGGUAGAUAUUGGCAAGCUCGAGCACAACAAGACGCUCAGUUUAGGGCACAAUUAGAUGAUUACGAACGUCAAAAGGCUGCAAAUAUCCAACGAAAUCAAGAACUAGCUCAACGUUACAAUGAACUGUUAGCCGAUGAACAGUAUAAAUCUGCAAAUUGUCGUCUCUGUCCACAUUGUCAACGAGUUGUACAGCAUUUAGGUGGAUGCGAUCUAAUGGUGUGUGGUCGAAAUUAUCAUGGUGGUGAUGAACAAUCUGGUUGUGGUAAAGGUUUUAACUUCUCAAAAGCCCUUCCUUACACACCUAUGGCCAAUGCAGCUCCACAGCACGUCAACAAUCACGUACAUGAACCUGAACAACAAAAACUUGUAGUUCAUCAGGGUGCUCAAUGUGAUACUUGUCACAAUCAAGUUCAAGGUAUUCGAUUCGACUGUGUUCAUUGUGCUUCAUUAAUAUUCUGCGAGAAGUGUGAGCAACGUUCUACUCUGGAACAUUCAAAUGAGAUUCGUGAUCAAAAGAAGCAACAACAUGUUUUUCAAUUGAUUACACAACCGUUAAACCAAAACGAUUCAUAA